Messenger RNA from Beta vulgaris subsp. vulgaris (sugar beet), 807 nucleotides. RefSeq lists its product as uncharacterized. The record is from RefSeq and is a predicted model, not a curated record. The transcript is spliced from 2 exons. Bases 104 to 628 code for a protein of 174 amino acids. Lineage: Eukaryota; Viridiplantae; Streptophyta; Magnoliopsida; Caryophyllales; Amaranthaceae. Gene Ontology annotation, molecular function: catalytic activity.
AGGACCGUGGCUGGACCCCUCCCCUCUACUACCACACCGCAGAUUAGUCACGAGAAUAGCGGGGUCGGCACAACGGGUAACAUUCGUGAGCAACACGAAUGCAAUGUGGGUGGGUCCGAUGAGAACCCCCCUCAAACAACUCCAAAUGUCAGUGAACUGGGUAGAGGGAAGAGAGAAAAACGACCCUCGCGAGUCCGAGCUAGUAUUAUGGCCCCAGAGAGCAUUUUGGAUGUGCCCUUUCACAGGGCAAGAAGUAGCAGCACUCGGGCAACAAGAGGGGGAGCUGUAUCAGAGCAUCAAGAAGAGACCAUCAAUACCACGUAGUAUGUCGGUAUUGUACUGGAAUGUCAGGGGCAUGGGACGCCCGUCCUUCAAAACGAAUUUCCGUCAUUUAAUCGUUACACAUGGCCCGGAUGUGGUGGUACUAGCUGAAACCUGGGUAACCCGUGAGCACACGGAACACAUCAUCAAAAAUCUACCGUUCUCGAAGUGGUACCUUGUUGAUCCGGUGGGUUUUGCGGGGGGAAUCUUGAUCCUGUGGAACCCGGCUAGAGUUCGGAUUCACAUUACAGGAACAAGUAACCAGGGAGUUCACAGCUUGGUAGAGGGAGCUCUUGCAAAAGCUUAAUAAAGUGAAGAUCGAGCACACAAGGAGGGAAGGGAACCGGCUUGCAGAUUGUCUAGCUAAGCAAGCUAGAAGCUUAGAUGAUUGUAUGAACAUUACUAGGGAGCUCCCAAGGCCCCCAAAUUUUUGCAUGUCUACAUACAUCUCGGAUUGUAAUAACUCUAUUUUUAACACUUAAUUAA